Microthlaspi erraticum is the source of this 1857-nucleotide messenger RNA. The record is from the annotation of a GenBank genome assembly. Lineage: Eukaryota; Viridiplantae; Streptophyta; Magnoliopsida; Brassicales; Brassicaceae.
AUGGCAAAGAAGAAAGGCUUGUUCACUAUAUUGAAAAGGAUUUUUAUCUCAGAAGCUCACUCAGAAAAGAAAGAGAAGAGAAGAAGAUGGACAUUUUGGAAGCUCAAGGUUAAGAAAAGACUACCUUCCAUUACAGCACCACCAGAGCAAGCCACAAGAAACGAAUCGCUCGAGGAACAGAAAGAGGAAAGUGUGUCAGAUGUCGGUGAAGUCAGCCAAGUAUCUUGUAGUCAUCAACAGUUAGAUUCCAUAGAAAAGCUAGAAGGUUCAACAUCACCAGAAACUUCUGAUCUGGUAGUCCAAUAUCAAAUGUUUCUAAAUAUAGAAGAAGAAGUUCUUGCUGCUACUCGGAUUCAGACAGCCUUUCGUGGUCAUCUUGCAAGGAAAGCUCUACGUGCGUUGAAAGGAAUAGUGAAGCUCCAAGCAUAUAUCAGAGGCCGUGCCGUGAGACGCCAGGCAAUGACUACACUAAAAUGCUUGCAGUCUGUUGUGAACAUUCAGUCACAGGUCUGUGGUAAGAGAACACAAAUUCCCAGAGGUCCUCACAGAGAUUAUGAUCAAGAUAGCAGCAAUAAGUUUCAGAUAUUCACCGAGAACAUACUCAAGGUGGAGACAAACGGUCAAAAGAGAUGGGACGAUAGUCUGCUAACAAAGGAAGAGGCACAAGCUGUUUUCAUGAGCAAGAAAGAAGCUUCGUUAAGAAGAGAAAGGAUCAAGGAAUAUGCAGUCACUCACCGGAAAUCUGCAGAGUCAUACCAGAGACGGAGUAACACGAAAUGGAAGUACUGGCUAGACGAAUGGGUAGAUACACAACGAACCAAGAGCAAGGAGCUUGAAGAUCUCGACUUGUCUUUAAAAGCAAAACCGAAAGAAGAAACUUUGAAUAAAACUCCAAGAAACUCAUCUCCAAGAAGAUUGGUGAAUAAUAGUCACAGAAGACAAGUUUCAAUAGGUGAAGAGGAACAACAACAAAACCUUGGACCGGUCAGUGUCACUACGCCAACUUAUAUGGUAGCAACAGAGUCUGCAAAGGCAAAGUCGAGAUCUUUGAGUUCCCCGAGGAUAAGACCGAGAAGUUUCGACACGCAGUCAGAGAGUUACUCUCCGUAUAAGAACAAGUUAUGUUUGACCACUUCGGUUAUGAGUGAAGCACCAAGCAAAGUCAGGAUUGGGAAUAGUACUAGGCCAAGUUCGUACCAGCAACGGUCUCCAGGGUUAAAGGGAUUUAGCAUUGGCCCGUUGAAGUCUUGCAAUGGACGUCUUCUUUGCAUUAUAGAGCAGCGUGUGAAGGCAGGGCUUAAGCGACAUCGUUUUGAGAAGGAAGAAAUCGAGAAGGAGGGAGGAGGAGAUAUGUCACUGGUAGACUACGACGAUUCUUCGUCCGACGACGAUGUUUUGCCCGCCGCCGAGAAGAAGGAACCACUACCAUUACCACCACAACCGCAACAAAAACCCUCUGUAGCUCAAUCUCUUCCUCGAAAUACACAGAGAUGUAUAAAUGAGAAGGAAAAGAGUGACGAACUUCCUCAGCUACCAGAUGCUUUGUUUCUUCUGGAGUCACCAACGAUCACACAGGUGAGUGGUGGCGGUGACCAUGCUUCCGUUGUUGAAGCUGCAAUGGCGCAGAGUGCAUUACGCAAAAGGGAGUUAAAUGGGAGUCAUUCUUCUCUUCCUCGCCGUCCCAAGCUACCAAGAGGAAACUUGCCUCAUUCAAAGAAUAUUCCAGAUACUUUUGGAAAUGUGCUUGUGCCUCCUCAGCUCAAGGGAAGGAGCAAUGUUGCCACAGAGGAUAUAGGCAGGCUUUUUGUGAAGAAACGGCAAGAUUCCUCCAAGGCAACAUCUCCAAAUCAGGAUUAG